UUUUGUAAUUUUGAUGUGAUCACUUCAACAUACCCUGCUUUUCUUCUCAUGUUGUCAUGGUGAUUCAGUGGUUGUUGGCUGUACGUCUUCUCCUGUCCUUGUCGUCUGCUUUGGCGACAUCUCUGAACUCCAGGGACAGACAAGCCUUUGGUUUGUGUUUUGAGGAGGACUGUCGAUCGGCUCAUUUUAGUUAUAAUGCUUCUGGAUGUCAUGGCCCUUCCGAAUGGCACUUGGUCACACCAUGUUGGCACGAAUGCGGCAGUACGAACCAAUCACCGAUAAACAUUGAAACACAGAACACCGAAUACAUGCCACAAACCGUAUUACAUUUCGUAAAUCUGUGUACUAGAGUUCCGGGGAAAAUACGAAACAAUGGUCACUCUCCCCACUUCAGUACGGACACCCGGAUUAUUUCCCUUACCAAUGUCCCACAACGAGGCUCUGACAGAUACAUAUUUGAGGAGAUACAUUUCCAUAUAGGAAAACAUGAGACUCGAGGCUCAGAACACUCUAUUGAUGGAGAAUUUUACCCAAUGGAGGCUCAUGUUGUGUUCUUCAAUGACAAGUACAAAGGCAUUGCCGACGCCAAAGAAAAAGGAGAUGGGCUUGUGGUCAUUGCUAUCAUGGUGGAGAUUGAUGACGAUGAAGACCAAGAAAGUACACUACAGACAAGGAUUCCUAGAUAUGAGACGAACCUGAAUUUCAAUAAAACCUGUCCGUGUGUUGGGAAUAGUGAUGAGUGUUAUCGGAAUUAUUGCUUCUGUCGUCUGAAAAAGGCCAAGCUGAUGAGUACGUUGAUGGAGAAAUAUUUCUACGAUGUACGUGAAUAUAUCCCACCCAAAAAGGACGAGAAGCGGGAUUUCGUUCAUCUGACUGAGUAUAUCUCUCCUAUGGACGUUAUGCCCCAUGAUUGGAGUUUUUACAUGUAUGAUGGAUCGCUAACCACGCCUCCCUGCCAUCGCCAUACUCGCUGGAUCAUCAUGCGCUGUCCCAUCCGAGUCUCACGUGAGGCCUUCGAGAUGUAUCGAGUGGUUCAGGACGUCCAUAAUGUUCCGCUGAUUAAGAAUGGACUUCGUCGCCCGAUACAAAAGAAUAGACUACAUGUGUAUAGAAACUUUUACUGGAGUGACGUAGGACAAGAGACGGAUUAUUGUCCCGAUGAACAUUGAUUGCGUCUCCAGUAUAGUGCCAUAUUCUUUUUAUACAUCAACUGCCAUGGAUCUAUUUUAUUUUAUCAUAUCAUAGUGGACAAACAAAACUACACAGCGUUUUGAAUAACAAUUGAUUUUAUUUUAGAUGUAAACCAUUCAGAAUAAAACAUGGACUUAAACAACAAUUAAAACCUUACAAAUAGUACUAUGCAUUGGAUUCUUAUGUCACAUUUCAACAUAUCACAGUACAUAACAUCCAAAAUCAUUAACAACAUAUAGUAAUCAGUACACAUCAUUUAAAACACCCUUGUAUGCAUUUGAUCUCUCCAUUGCUCCAUAUCAUAUGGAGUUCUUCCGAACAAGGAAGGUAAUAUUAGUCUCAUUCUAGAAUUAUUUCCCAUUGCAA
Ostrea edulis (European flat oyster) is the source of this 1557-nucleotide messenger RNA. Its product is annotated as nacrein-like protein. The record is from RefSeq and is a predicted model, not a curated record. The transcript has 8 exons. Gene Ontology annotation, molecular function: carbonate dehydratase activity; zinc ion binding. Lineage: Eukaryota; Metazoa; Mollusca; Bivalvia; Ostreida; Ostreidae. The coding region runs from base 57 to 1169 and encodes 370 amino acids. Gene Ontology annotation, cellular component: cytoplasm.